CUUACGGUCUUAUAGUCACUUUUACUAGUAACCGAUGGCAGCAGAGUAUUACGUCACUGCUUUUCGAGACUUCCAGGACAUUGGCUUGGCGGAGGCUGCUGACCAAGUUUUGAAAGAGGGUCUGUGUGCUUUUCCGACACAUCAUGAAUUGCUGUCGCUUGCAAAAUCUAGAGGCAUUCAGGCUGCACAAUCUGCACAUGAAGUGAACGAUUUCAAGACACAAAGAUACACAGGAAUCACAGGAUCCACAGAUGCUGGGAAGCAACUGGACUCUGGUUACAUCGCAAGUGCAGAUCUCAGCCAGCUCCUUGCUGGCAUGAUGCAGACACAGGCACCAAGCAUCAAGGCUCAACAUGUUCGACGCGUUCCUGAACCAGAACGACUUGACGCAACGAUCUCAGAAUUCUCAGAAGUCAUUGCUGGAGAUUUCGAAAUGGAAGGUGCUGAUUUUUGGCAUGAACUUCAGAAAAUGGAUCUAAAGAACAUCUUACUCAAGCACGGAGGACUGAUCCGAGUGUCAGACAUUUUUCCAGGAGACGUCGCACAGCAGGGUUUAGAAAUUCUCAAAAAACUGCACAACUCAGAUUGGUCUGAGUCAAACUCCGCAGCAUAUCAAGAUGAAGGAGAAUUUGGUGACAAGAGUGCCAAGCACAAGUUCUCCCGAUAUGACGGAGACAGUUUGGACGACAUUGUUGGCCGGAUUCAAUCUAUGGCUCCGGAUCUCUUCCCAAGUUUUCAGGCAGCCAAGUAUGAAAGUGGUGGCAAUUUGUCUGCACACGAUGAUAGUAACUACUUCCUUAUUGCAAAGAACGACAAGAACCGAAGUUCGAGAUAUCCAGCCGGGAGCCUUUUGUUUCGGAAGAUUGCCGUGAUUUACUACCUUACAAAAGACUGGAAAGAAGAUUACGGAGGCUCUUUGAUGGAUUUGCACAGGAGCAAAGAUAGGAAUGUCAACUCUUCAGAGGAGAAAGACACAAAAGACACAACUUCAGUUCAUCUUGCUCCUCGAUUCAAUUCAAUGGUUGCAUUCCUGGUUCCUCGACUUCAUCAAGUGCAGGAGUUGGCGGCAGGUGCUCCACCGCGGUUCUCAGUGUUUGGAUGGUUCAGUGAUGACAGGCCUUAUCCUCCUCUAGAUGACCUGGCAAAAAUGCCUUGGCUGUCCACCUUGGAGGCUUAAUUUUUGAAGCUGAAAAUCAAACAGGCGCUACGGCGCUACGCGGUGCUACGCAGUACGCACACUUCGGGUGUGC
Cladocopium goreaui is the source of this 1250-nucleotide messenger RNA. NCBI's taxonomy places the organism in Eukaryota, Dinophyceae, Suessiales, Symbiodiniaceae. The record is from the annotation of a GenBank genome assembly.